This is a messenger RNA of Mauremys reevesii (Reeves's turtle), 9547 nucleotides long. It is a transcript of the gene CHRM2, whose product is annotated as cholinergic receptor muscarinic 2. The transcript is spliced from 5 exons. Lineage: Eukaryota; Metazoa; Chordata; Testudines; Geoemydidae. The record is from RefSeq and is a predicted model, not a curated record. The coding region runs from base 815 to 2227 and encodes 470 amino acids. Gene Ontology annotation, biological process: adenylate cyclase-activating adrenergic receptor signaling pathway; regulation of heart contraction. Gene Ontology annotation, molecular function: G protein-coupled acetylcholine receptor activity. Gene Ontology annotation, cellular component: plasma membrane.
CAGCCGGUCCUUGUGGCUCCAAGAGCGUUAGGGGGAAGAAUGAAUUAUUACCAACCCACUUACGAGCCCCAGCCUCUGCUAUUUUUAAUUCGCCGAGUCUUGUCUAAACCGUUGAGCCCGGUUUGAUAGCACUGUUGCUCUACAUUUUUUUUUUAAGCAAUUAAACUUGAGCUGAGGCAGAGGCUCCCAAGUGCCAGACGCCGCUGAGCUGUAUGUGUUUGUGUGUGUGACAAACUCGAUCGGUGCGGACAAUACCACCUCUUGCCCAAAGCUUUCAAACGGGUGUUCUUUCCCCCAAUAUCACAGCACCGACUAAUCUGACUCUCUCCCCCCUCCCCUCCGCCGACCCACCCCCUGUCGAAGAUAUGGAAGGGAAAGAUAAAGAGGCUGCCACUGGACUCUGACUGUGUGCAGUCUGCUCUUUGCUUCCAGGGCUGGGUGGGCUGCCCAAUCGCCCUUCCCAGCAAAUCGCCUGGGAUGCAACUUCUCGUGACUGCAUUACAGAUGAUGGCAUCGUAAGCAUCUACAGUUCGGCAGCAUAGCGGAGCUGCAUUGUCUUCAUUCCUCACGCUGCUUAGAUGCCAGUGUUGUCCCUGACUGUUGCAGCAGGAGCCCAGGCCCCUGAACCCACCUCCAGACCUCCAACUUCUGUUCCAGAACCCUGAAGACAGACCUGAGAUCUGCCUUUGCAGUAACAGGGGAAAAAAACAACACAUACUUUGUUGCUUCAACCUCCUUCUUCCCAGAUAUAAGCUACUAGAACAGCAGGUUUAAGUGAUAAUUGGUCAUCGGGUUUCUUGUUAGAGACACAGAAAUGAAUAACUCAACUUACAUAAACUCCUCCGCCGAGGAUGUUAUGGCACUGGGGAGUCCCUAUAAAACUGUUGAGGUGGUCUUCAUAGUCCUGGUAGCAGGAUCUCUCAGUCUAGUGACCAUCAUUGGGAACAUCCUGGUCAUGGUGUCUAUCAAAGUCAACAGGCACCUGCAGACUGUCAACAACUACUUCCUGUUCAGCUUGGCAUGUGCCGACUUGAUUAUUGGUGUCUUUUCUAUGAACCUGUACACUCUUUACACUGUGAUUGGCUACUGGCCCUUGGGGCCUGUGGUGUGUGACCUGUGGCUGGCUCUUGAUUAUGUGGUCAGCAAUGCCUCUGUCAUGAACCUUCUCAUCAUCAGCUUUGACAGAUUUUUUUGUGUCACCAAGCCUCUGUCAUACCCUGUAAAGAGGACCACUAAGAUGGCAGGUAUGAUGAUUGCAGCUGCUUGGGUGCUGUCCUUCAUCUUGUGGGCACCUGCGAUUCUGUUCUGGCAGUUCAUUGUUGGGGGAAGAACUGUUCCUGAUGGGGAGUGCUACAUCCAAUUUUUUUCCAAUGCUGCUGUCACCUUUGGCACUGCUAUUGCAGCCUUCUACCUGCCCGUUAUCAUCAUGACCAUCCUCUAUUGGCAGAUAUCUCGUGCCAGCAAGAGCAGGAUAAAAAAAGGAAAAAAGGAACCAGCACAAACCCAGGAUCCAGUUUCUCCCAGUUUGGUCCAAAGUAAAAUAGUGAAACCAAACAAUAACAACAUCCCAACGAGUGGGGAUGGGUUGGAGCACAGCAAAAUUCAGAAUGGUAAAACCACAGGAGAGGCUGUGACAGAGAACUGCGUUCCAGGGGAAGAGAAGGAGAGCUCUAAUGACUCCACUUCUGUCAGCGUGGUUGCUUCCAAUGUGAAGGAGGAUGAAGCUACCAAAGAGGCCACCAAGGCUUCUGUCUCCCAAGUUCACUCAAAAGGGGAGAAUUCCAAGCUGACGUGCAUCAGGAUAGUCACUAAGUCCCAAAAGGGUGACUGCUGUGCCCCAACCAACACCACCGUGGAGAUUGUAGGUACUAAUGGCCAAAAUGGGGACGAGAAGCAAAACAAUGUGGCCCGUAAAAUUGUCAAGAUGACCAAGCAGCCUGCCAAAAGGAAACCACCCCCUUCUAGAGAAAAAAAAGUGACCAGGACUAUCUUGGCUAUUCUCUUGGCUUUUAUCAUUACCUGGACACCAUACAAUGUGAUGGUUCUCAUCAACAGCUUCUGUGUCUCCUGCAUCCCCAACACUGUAUGGACUAUUGGUUACUGGCUCUGUUAUAUCAACAGCACCAUCAACCCUGCUUGCUAUGCGCUCUGCAAUGCUACCUUUAAGAAAACCUUUAAGCACCUCCUUAUGUGUCAUUACAAGAACAUCGGCGCCACAAGGGCAUAAGGAUUGAAAACCAAAGCCAGCUGUGAAUUAGAAGUUUUCAUCAAAUUAACAACCAUGGGGCUCAAAUCAAGGAAGUAAGUUGAGACCAGCAAGAGCAGUUGUUAAUAGGUAACGAGAGAGUUAUCUCCAUUUCCGAUGGGCACAGACUUUAUGUCCAGGAUUUGCUUGUGGCUCCCAGAGGUGAAAGGUUAACAUUAGAAAGUCCAUCUUAAUGUCCAACAGAGAGAAGGUUCCUACUAAUAUAUUUGUUCUAAGGACAAGAAUAACUGCAUGUAGAUUACUGUGCCUACCUGGAAGUGACUCUGGGUAUGUUCCUGGAAGGAAGAAGCCAAAGUCCUUCUUAGGCAUAUGGUGGGGACUAUGUAUACUUUAUGGAAAAGAUACAGUGCUGGCCAUGUUGCCUUUUGUAUCAGCAUGGAGCAAUAUUAUCGCUACCUAUCAGGGGAUAACACUAGUAAAGGGACAGGGAGGAAAACAGUGGUUAUACAGAUAUAGGCACUGCAAUAUCAUUAUUUUAAAAUGUUCCAAAAAUUGUCAGUUACUCCAGAGAGUUGACUCCUCCUGCCUGUAGAAUAGCUACUUUUGCAGUAUUUGAUAUAUAUUGUGGCAAAAUUGAGCACUGUGUGAAUUUGGCAAAGUGCUUCAGAUUAAAGUAGACAGCUAUUCCCUGCGAGAUUUGCAUCUGUCAGUAUUCCUCCUCUCAUUGACACUUCCAGGCACUUACAAAGGUAUGCCCGUGGAUUUUGCUAUCCAAAGAGUAGCCUUCUAUAGUGACAUUUCCAUGGGGUUCCUUCAUUGUAAUCCAAAAAUAUUCACCAUCAUCUGGAAUGAUGUAAACAAGUAGACCACUAAGUCAUCUAGGUAUAUCAUCCUUCUAUAUUACAGUCUUCCAAAGUGAACUUCAAAGUAGCAGCCUUUUGGAUUACAGGGAAAUUAACCAUGACGACUUAAUGUUUAACUUUUUCAGAUGCUCAACAGAACUGUGGAUUGGGGCACUUUGGAAAUAGGAUCUUUUUGACAUGUACCAGUCCAAAGUUCCUGGCAGAAAGGGAAAAUUAACCAUGAAACAAAAUGAGGUCCAAAAGCACCUAUGUGGGAUAUGUUUUGACCAGCCCUUUCUUGAAUUGCAGUGGCUUGUAAUUUAAGGUGCCAUUAUUGGUGAAUAAAAGAAUUAACUCAUUAACGGUCUGGUCCAAAGCCCUUUGAAGUCCAUUGAAAGACUUCCAUAGACUUCAACAGGUCAAGGCAUUAAGUUAACAGAACAAAUGCUUGCUCCCUAUGGGUCUGAUUCUGCAACCCUUACACUGAACAGCAUUCACUCCCAUGAGUCCAGCUUUACUGUGAUUACUCACUUAAGUAAGUGCUGCUCAAUGUAAGGGUUGCAAAAUUGAUCCCUGAGUAUCUGUCAAAGCUACUUUCACCUGAUGUGUCUUGAAGGCCUAAAGGAAGUUAUCUAGCCAUGUUUCAGCAGUCUGUGUUGUUUAUUUUCUUCCAAAUGGUGAAAAAUCCAGAGACAAAAAUCAAAGAGCAUGAAAUAUGUUCACUUUCUAUACCUUUCUUCAGGAAAGAACAGCUUUCCAAGAGACCGUGCCUGUUCCUCCCUCCCAGCAAUAACACAUUCCCAAAGGGGGAGUGGAGGGGCAGUUUAUUCUUCCCUGAAACCACUAACAGUUCAUCUUGUAAUCUUGCACCUCUGACGUGUGUCCAGGCUCCAUUCUGAACUCUCAAGUCAUCACCAGGACACGAAUUACAAAUCCACUUAGCACCAUGCGACACCUCCUCAGGUUAAAAAGUACACAGUUAAUCACAGGACAUUCUGCUACAUCUCAUGAUGUGAUGAGGCACAACGUGAUGUGAAGAGAAAUGGACAUUGUGCCAAAGACCCACCAAGAAAUUAAACAUAACAUACAGCUUUCUAAUGCUUCUUCCUAACACCCAUCACUACCUCUGAGCCUGUGAAAAGAGAGACUUUAUUUCAAAUUGUAUUAACAGACAGUACAUUUGAAAGGUUGAGAGGCCACACUAACUGCAUACUGUACUAUACUUUACCCUUAGUGUAUGUUUCUUAGUUGUAUGUAAAAUGUCUCUCCUGAUACACAUAUACACACACAUUCUUCAAAACUUUAGAGUUCCAAACAUGAAAUAAUGUGUCUGCAAACACACACACAUGCAUAGAGCAUGUGUGUGCAAUAUACAUUUUUCAAUAUUCAGUGUGAAGCAUGGGAAUGAUAGCCCUGCUGCUCUCCUUAUCAUCUAAUCUGAGGUGCAAGACAAAUUCCUAUUCCUCAUGCUGUGUAUACCCUCCUUGUGACACUGAGGCUCAAAAAGCCUCACACAAUCUGUAAGGUUUAAAUUCAGUUUGGAGGGUGGAUUAGCGAGGUCCCAUAGGGAAUAGUCUCUCAUGACUACUCAGUUAUUUGUUCUUUCAAACAAAGAGGCACUUGUUAAAAAAACCUAUAUGAGUUUUAUAAUCCCUCUCCCCAUGCCUUUCCUUGUUCUUCCAAAUCUACAGGAUACAUCACAUUCACUUCAUUCCCCUUUGGAUUAUAGUUUUGCAGGCUGUAAAUGUGAUUCUUAAGAAAAUGGUGCCUUCUGCCUACCCAUUUUAGCUCCUCAUUUGUCAUCUGAAUCUGUCAGCUUCAUUGACUGAUUAAAAACCACUGUUGUUGGUGCUGCUGAACCAAUGAAGCAGUGGAAAGAGAAGCUGCAUUCUGUUCUGGUCCAUGCAUCAUCAGCAACAAUGCCAGCUAUCUUUGUAAUACUAGCACCAUUAUCUCUGUAAUGCAGAUGACAGAAGAAGCUCAGCUGGAUUUUUCACAGUUCAUGCUGAGCUUUACAUGUAAUUUUCGCAAACUGUAUAUGUAACUCAUUAAGAAAUAUGGAAGACAACAAUUAGCACUACUUGUCCCCCCUUAUUGGCAGGCUCCAGACAGAGGACAAGACGUGACUAAGCACUGAGCUUGAACCACUCUUUCUUCCCCUCUAGGUCAGGACUGAGUCACAUUUUUCAGUCCAGUGUAGGAAGACUUGCAAUUGUCACUGUCCAGUCUAUAGCUGCUUUCUGAGGAGAGGACAACAGCCUGAAGGCAUGUCAAUAUGGCGCCUUUUGUGAGCAUUAACAUCACUCUAGAGGGAAAAAAAGGGUAGAGCUAUUGCAACUGUCAGCCAAAGUAACAUUGAGAAAUCUGCUUUCAGCUGUGUGCAAAAACCAAAGGAACAAUUCUGGUCAGCCAUCUGUUUGGCAUUUUUACUUGAUUUAUUAGGAAUCAAAGGGGUCCAUUUGGACAUAGAAAUGCUUUUGAUUGUUGCCUUGUGAAAAAUAGGCCAUGCAAAACAAAAGAAAGUCAGUAUAUGUGAGACUUUUUUCUCUCAAAUGCCAGUAAAGACUGGCACCCAAGGAUCAGAUCCUGGACACUGGUUGUUUUAGACCCAGCACAGCAUGGAGGGGAAAAAAUCAUCUGUACGUUACUUUUGCAUUUCCCUAAUCCUCAGACCAGACGUCUGCUGCUGGCCUGGAGGAGCCAUUUAGAGAACUCCUGGUGUGUACAAAAUUACACCAGCUGCAGUGUCCCCCAGCAGUCUCUCCCUUGCCUUGCCCCCAACUCACCCAGCAUACCAAGGCCAGGAAAGCAGGCUAUGAACAUCCAGACAUGCUGGCUGUAAUGCCACUCCAGAUUCCCUUACACUGAGGAAAGUGGCAGCUGGCCAGUGAAGCUAAUUUUCCAGCUGUUUUUGUGCUGCCAGCGAGGUGCAAAGCAGAUGAAAUAGGGGUCAUACACUAGCUCUCUGUUGAUUUAUUUUGGGAAGGGGACUCUAAACUAACUUCUCACUCAGACUGCUUCAAAAAAUGAUGACCACAUGGCAAUACUUUGGGAAUAUCCCAUGCAUCUCCUUUAUAAUAUAAUUCAUAUUCCUAUUCCCCCCAUCUCACUUCCUGAUGAGUGGUCCUCUUUUAUAGCAUCAGAAGCAGUUGCCAAAUCAGUAAAAAAUUGUUUCUGAAGUAAAAGACCCAGAUUCACCUCUGUGCUUUGGUUGCUUUAUGAUGCUGGGACAAUAUUAAGGCAAGCUGGGCUACUCAGCCAGCAUGGUAGUGUGGGAAAAGGCUGAAAGAGAAGGCCGGCUACUUUGUGACACCAGUCAGCCAAUGAAGGAGAUUUUAGUGGUGUUUGCAGCAGGCUCCUGGAUUGUCUGGCUGAGGACAGUUAAUAAAAGGGCCAGGGCAGGCAAAGAGGGCCCCUUCCUUGCUCUACCUCACCUCACAGCUGGAUGUGCACUUGGUGCUGCUCUGCAAUUCAGUGUGGCAAACCUACUGGAUUCCCCCCUUCCACCACUGCUUAGCUUUGCUUUCGUGUAUCUGGCGCUAAAUAAAGACUCUCCCACUCCCAGGGCUUUGUCGCUGCCCUAGGCUCUAUUUGCUGAUGGAUUUUACUCUUUUAUACUGCCACAAAUGUUCAAGCCUUUCCCCUCUGACUGCUUUAUGCCUUUCCUGCAACACAUAGCAGCCAUUCACCUGGCUUUAACCAGCCCAUUAAACCAUCUUUGUGUCGCAGAACUGGCGCUGGUGUAUGCUGCCAAUUCUGGUCACAAUUUUUACUUUAAAACCCCGUACAAAUAACUCAAAAAGUCACAAGUCAAUGCUUUCAUUGCUUGAGAAGCUAAAUUCAUACCAAGGAACAGAUUGCUGGACAAUAAACAAACAGUCUGUCUUAAGAUGGCAGAUUUUCAAAGGCACAAAGAGGAGUUGAGCAACCAAAGUCAAUGACAGUUAGGUGCCUAAAUGCUCUUUGUGCCUCUGAAAACCUCCCCCUAAAUAUCAGUGUAGACACGGCUGGCGGAAGAGUAAACAGUUGAAAUUAGGAUGAUAAAAGCGUGUGACUUUUUUCACCCAAAUCUACUAACUCUUUUGUGCUCCCUGUAUAGUGCCUUUGGCUGUGAACAAAACUUCUGCCAAUGUAUCCUCUGUCCAUGUUGUUGCACUUCACUGUAGACUUUAAAAAGAAACAUUUUUUAAUUUAAUAAACCCUUGCAUCAGUGACAUACACUGGUAGAGAUCCCCAACUUUAUGCUUUUCUUUUUUUCCUUCUUUUCCCACUUCUCCCCCUCUGUCAUAAAGCCAUGUUGCCUCUCACCUCACUGCUUUAAUUAAUGUCCUUCCCAGCCAUUUCAGCAAUGGAUCUGCAGUUUCUCUCAUCUUUCAGACAUAGUGAGUGCUAGUAUAUUGAUACUUCUGCCCUGCUAGGGUGUUGCCAUUCUGUAGUGUGCAAACAAGCCUGAUUCAAUUCCAUGUUCUUAGAUGUACUACUGGAGACAGUAACCUCAAAUCAAGAUCCCUUUUAAAUGUUUUAAUUUUAGAAAGAAAAAACACAAAAGCAAGACAAUCCUUUCUGUUCCCAUUUUUAAAAGUGUAUCAGCUCAAAACCAGAAAAAAACAGAGGUAAUUAUGGAGACUAUAUAUUGUUAUGAUGAAAUAUUACAUGACAAAACACUGUGCAGUGGUCUGUGCAUCAUGAAAUGACAAACUGGGGGCCCUGUCAUCCAUCCUGAGCUACCCAGGUACUGUUAAAAUAUUCUAAGUGCUCUCUGACUUCCACUGCCUUUUUCACUAGGGAAUCCCAAAACUGGGUCUGUAACCAGAGCCAGUCUGAUUUUGAUCAGUACCACACACUGCAACCAAUGUCUUGCAAAUAUUUUCUUUCAUAUUUUUACUUCCCUCAGUUUUCUAUCAUCUCCUUUUCUUCACUAUAGAGGGGGGAAAGCAGUAGCACUGCAUACAUAUCAGUGUUCCCUGUGCUUGAAUUAGGUAGCUGGUGGAUUUGGCACACACAUUAAUCUGCCGCUGCUUGAAGAAAGAAAAAAAAAAGUGGACCACUCCCCACUCCAUAUCUCUGUCUAGCCCUUCACCUGAUGUUUGGAGACUGCCAUUUCUCUUCUUUUUUGAUAUGGUGGGCAAAAUUCACCCCUGAAUUGUAUUUAUGAAGGAGCAUGCAUGAAGAGCUUUUCCUGUAAGAUAUCCCCAACUCUACUGACUCUCUAGGAGACUUUGGUAUCUGGCGGGUAUCAGAUGCAGUAUCUCUGUAGUAGUCAUUGAAAUGGAAGGUCCUGUUUCUGCUGCCCUUCAUGACAAAGGGUUUGUUUCCAUGUAUUUAACAUAUACAUUGUUUCACCCUCUGUCACUGAAAAAAGCACAGUAGGCAGGGAAACAAGACACAUUUUCUGUUCCCAAAGCUCCAAACGGACAGGCAGAUUGCAGGCAUUCUGGCAUUACCGCUUUUCAUCUGCUCUGGGGAGGCUCAGAGGUUUUGGUUCCAGAGAUGAUUCCAUCUUUAACGUUCUACCCCAAAGAUAUCCAUCCUUUUCUGAAGCACAUAAUAGUGAUGAUGAUAAUAAUAAUAAAAAUAUAAUAAGUGAGAAUGUGCCAAGGUCAGUAAUAAACUGACCUUUUUAUGACUUAUCCCUUAACUUCUGGUGCCAUUUUGAGGAGGUCAUUGGUGAGCUUGAGUCUAAUAGUCAAACUGUAAAUACCUUUAGGCAGUGUGCUUUAACAUGACCAACAGCAUACCUUGGCUAUGUACAGAAAUAAUACAAUAUGUGUAAUAUUAUCAAGAUAAGGUUGCAAUGUAAAUAUAUCUACAAUGAAUGUUCAGUUACUCUUCAAACUGUAUGUACAAGGAGGGGCCUAGUCUCCUCUUGAAAUCUAAUUUUUUUAUUAUUUUUUAUCUCAAGAGUAUGAAAGACCUAUUGUUAAUUUGCAAAAUUGAGUAUUCUUGUCUUAAAAGAAAUAUACUAUAUGAAAAAAGUGCAUUAAAUGUAAAUGGUGUCCAAAAUCAUAUGGCAAGAUUGAGAAAUGAGAAUCAUACAAACUAGGGCUGCUGGAAUUUGGUAGCAUUCUUGAUGCCGUACAUUUGAUCUCAUAUAAAUAAGAUAAGCACAAGUUUUCUGGUUGGCUAUGUAAAGCUAACCCAUGUUAUUAUAUAUACACACCUUAGAUAUAUAUAUAUUUAUAUAUACUGUAUAGAUAUAUACAUAUUAUAUACAGCAUUCACACAGUGAAAGAAGUGGGUGGUUAAGAGACAUUUCUGGGAAUUUGUGCUUAAUGUUACAGUUCAGAGGGAACAAAGACUGCUAUACAGGGACAUUAGAGUAUGUUAUGCAGGAUGAGGAGAGCCAUAGCCAGCUAGGCAGGAGAGGCUCCAGCAUAACAGUUAACCAAGGACUGAGAUGAUGAGGGUUUGAAAUGUUUUGAAGACACAAUGAAAAUUACAUGCAAUAUAUGUGUAUGUACCUCUGCUGAGUUGUAUUCCUAGUUGAAGCAUUGCAUUA